Saccostrea cuccullata (small rock oyster) is the source of this 1966-nucleotide messenger RNA. RefSeq names its product mucin-2-like. The record is from RefSeq and is a predicted model, not a curated record. Lineage: Eukaryota; Metazoa; Mollusca; Bivalvia; Ostreida; Ostreidae. The annotation marks the transcript as partial. The transcript has 2 exons.
AUGCCUGCCACGACCACCACUACUACUACUACUACUACAACUACUACUACCACUACUACUACCACAACAACAGAACCAACAACCACUACAACAGAACCAACAACUACAACAACAGAGCCAACAACCACUACAACAGAACCAACAACCACAACUACAGAACCAACAACCACUACAACAGAACCAACCACCACAAGUACAGAACCAACAACCACUACAACAAAACCAACCACCACAACAACAGAACCAACAACUACAACAACAGAGCCAACAACCACUACAAUAGAACCAACAACCACAACUACAGAGCCAACAACCACUACAACAGAACCAACCACCACAACAACAGAACCAACCACCACAACAACAGAACCAACCACCACAACUACAGAACCAACCACUACAACUACAGAACCAACCACCACAACAACAGAGCCAACAACCACUACAACAGAACCAACAACUACAACAACAGAACCAACAACCACUACAACAGAACCAACCACCACAACAACAGAACCAACAACCACAACUACAGAACCAACAACCACUACAACACCAACAACCACUACAACAGAACCAACCACCACAACAACAGAACCAACAACUACAACAACAGAACCAACAACCACUACAUCAGAACCAACAACCACAACUACAGAGCCAACCACCACAACAAAAGAGCCAACAACUACAACAACAGAACCAACAACGACUACAACAGAACCAACCACCACAACAACAGAACCAACAACCACAACUACAGAGCCAACAACCACAACUACAGAACCAACAACCACUACAACAGAACCAACCACCACAACAACAGAACCAACAACUACAACAACAGAACCAACAACCACUACAACAGAACCAACCACCACAACAACAGAGCCAACAACUACAACAACAGAGCCAACAACCACUACAACAGAACCAACCACCACAACAACAGAACCAACAACUACAACAGCAGAACCAACAACCACAACUACAGAACCAACAACCACUACAACAGAACCAACAACUACAACAACAGAGCCAACAACCACUACAACAGAACCAACAACCACAACAACAGAACCAACCACCACAACAACAGAACCAACCACAACAACAGAACCAACCACCACAACAACAGAACCAACAACCACAACUACAGAACCAACCACCACAACUACAGAACCAACCACCACAACAACAGAACCAACCACCACAACUACAGAACCAACCACCACAACUACAGAACCAACCACCACAACUACAGAACCUACAACCACAACUACAGAACCAAUAACCAUAACUACAAAACUAACGACAACAACUACAGAACCAACAACAACUACAACAGAACCAACAACUACUACAACAGAGCCAACAACCACUACAUUAGAACUAACCACCACAACAACAGAACCAACAACCACAACAACAGAACCAACCACCACAACAACAGAACCAACAACCACAAGUACAGAGCCAACUACCACAACUACAGAACCAACAACCACAACUACAGAACCAACCACCACAACAACAGAGCAAACAACCACUACAACAGAACCAACAACCACAACAACAGAACCAACAACCACAACUACAGAACCAACAACCACAACUACAGAACCAACAACUACUACAACAGAACCAACCACCACAACAACAGAGCCAACCACCACUACAACAAAGCCAACCACCACAACUACAGAACCAACAACCACAACAACAGAGCCAACCACUACAACUACAGAACCAACCACCACAACAACAGAGCCAACCACUACAACUACAGAACCAACCACCACAACUACGGAGCCAACCACCACUACAACAGAACCAACCACCACAACUACAGAACUAACCACCACAACAACAGAACCAACCACCACAAGUACUACAACAACUUCUACAACUCCACCAACAACUAGUACAACCCAAGGCACAACGACUACUUCAAUUCCAACAACAG